AUGACCAACCAAGAUCCCGACGAUGGUGCCUACCCUUCAUCCCAGAGUGACGAUGACGGAAUCGAAGCACUCGCUAUCAACAGACAGUCUCGGCCGCUGUUGGCGUACGAAGACCAAGCAGCUGGUCAAUCCGACGCGUUCACGGACCGUGACAUCCCAGCUUCGACAGCACCGCUCACAGGUCGUCGUCGUACGCCGCUCAGCUGGACCGAAGUGAUCUGGGUCUCCUUGACUCUCUUACUGAUUGCCGUCCUGGGCUAUUCGUCGCAGCUGUAUGUGAUGCUGCCGUACUACGAAAAGACACCGUCGUUCUCACCACAGGCGCUAGCAGCGGUGCUGGUGCCUUUCAACUUGGGUCUGCUGGCUAUCUAUUACAACUACUGGCUCUGCGUCACCACGGAUGCGGGCAGCGUACCUGCAGGGUGGCAGCCCGAGUGGUCUGCGCUGGAGCCGGUUGCUUCGCUUGCCGAACUCGAACAUCUGCAUUUGGUCGCCGAAGAGGAGCCGUCUCUGGAGCUCAAACAGGCCAUCUACCGACCGCGGUACUGCAAGACAUGCUCCGCCUUCAAACCGCCACGUUCGCACCACUGCAAGACGUGCCAGCGCUGCGUGUUGCGCAUGGAUCACCACUGCCCCUGGCUCGCCAACUGUGUCGGUCAUUUCAACCACGCGCACUUUAUCCGCUUUCUCUUUUACGUCGAUGUGACGUGUCUGUACCACCUGAUCAUGAUCUCGUGUCGUGUGCUCGACAGCUUCAACUCGUACACCUACUGGAGGGAGCCUUGUGCGCGAGAGCUGGUCUGGCUCGUCGUCAACUAUGCGCUGUGCAUCCCGGUCAUCUUGCUCGUCGGCAUCUUUAGUCUGUAUCACUUCUACUGCCUGGCGGUGAACCAGACGACGAUCGAGAGUUGGGAAAAGGAUCGCACGGCGACCAUGAUCCGCAGGGGCAGGGUGAGGAAGGUCAAGUAUCCCUAUGAUUUGGGCUUGUGGAGAAACGUGCGCCAGGUGUUGGGCGCAAGCCCGUUGGUGUGGUGUCUACCGGGCGCCGGUGCGAGGAUGGCUGGUGAUGGCUUGAAGUAUCCGGUUGCUAAUGGUCUAGACUCAGGCUCGCAAUACAGAUGGCCACCCAAAGAUCCAAGUCGUCCGCACCCGUCUCGUCGCACUUGGGCAUCGUCAAGCUCUCCCUUCACCUACCCGGAGCGCUCGAACCCCAUCCUGGAUCCUACGCUUUCAACGCGCUUUCCCCAUAACUCAUCCCCCUCCUCUUCCGAUUCACACUCUUCACUCCAUCUCCCCCAUCCUCCAUCCUUGCUCGAUCCCCUCCCUCACCACUUCGAUCCUCCCCACGAUCCCGAUACCCAACCCGUCAACUGCCCAAAACGUGUCUCCGUACGCCGUGGUUCCGAAGGCUACGAAGUUCGGCCUCACACUCCCUGGUCUGUAUAA
Molecule: messenger RNA, 1446 nt
Organism: Mycosarcoma maydis (corn smut)
Lineage: Eukaryota; Fungi; Basidiomycota; Ustilaginomycetes; Ustilaginales
Exons: 2
Coding region: 1-1446 (481 amino acids)
Cellular component (GO): endoplasmic reticulum membrane
Molecular function (GO): protein-cysteine S-palmitoyltransferase activity
Source: RefSeq, a predicted model, not a curated record